Messenger RNA from Vicia villosa (hairy vetch), 1176 nucleotides. RefSeq lists its product as uncharacterized. The record is from RefSeq and is a predicted model, not a curated record. The transcript has a single exon. Lineage: Eukaryota; Viridiplantae; Streptophyta; Magnoliopsida; Fabales; Fabaceae. Bases 1 to 1176 code for a protein of 391 amino acids.
AUGGCUCCACCAAUGAAGACUGGUAGACGCAACCUCUCCUACACCUUCCUGGAACCGAAUCUGGAUUCCCUUGGGUGUUUAGCAAAGAAGAUUACGCCAGAUGAGUCAACUGAGUUCCGAAAGAGAUAUGGGUACAUUCUGAGCCUUCUCAAGAUGCCGUUCACCAAGUAUGAGCAAGAGGGAGUUCACACUUUGCUUCAGUUCUAUAAUCCUUCCCUUCGAUGCUUCACAUUCACCGACUACCUUUUGGUUCCAACACUGGAAGAGUACUCCCUAUUUCUUGGCGUCCCUAUAAAGAAUGAAGUACCAUACUAUAACACCAUGAAAGCUCCUGAUUCCAUUGAAAUUGCUAAGGCUCUUUAUUUGAGCAAGUCGGUCGUGGAAGCAAAUCUCACCAAGAAGGGAGGAGGUCUUGGUUUCCGCAUGGAGUUCCUGGUUAAGAGGGGGUGUGAUGCUGCUGAAGCGAAAGAGUGGGACACAUUUAGAGCUAUACUGGCUCUAAGUAUCUAUGGUAUCAUGAUGUUCUCGGACGUGCCUGAUUUUGUUGAUAUGAAUGCCAUUCACCUGUUCAUUCUGCAGAAUCCUGUUCCUACACUUCUGGGGGAUGUUUAUCAUUCCAUUCAUCACAGGAAUAGUCAAAAGGGAGGUUUAGUUAGAUGCUGUGCUCCGCUGCUAUACCGUUGGUUCAGAUCACAUUUGCCUGAACGUGGAGCCUUCGUUGAUAAUAGGCACACAUCUAAAUGGGCUGAGAGGAUUAUGGGGCUUAGAGCCAAAGACAUUGUCUGCUACAAUAGAUCUUUGGAGGAUAUGGAAGUUAUUAUGAGUUGCGGAAAGUUCAAAAAUGUACCUCUCAUAGGUCUUAGAGGUGGGAUCAACUAUAAUCCUGUCCUGGCUAGGAGAACAUACGAAUAUGCUUUUAUUAGUCCUCCAGAGCAAACAGAGAUUGCUGAGAAUAUUUUCUAUCAUUCAGCCACCAACAUUGGACAAAUGGCAGAAGCUGUGCAAGCCUGGAAGAGCAUUUGUUGGAGAGAUAAGAAGCAUUUUGGUCAGAGAGACUGUGCAACUUAUGAAGACUAUACUGAGUGGGUCAAAACUGUGGCUAAUACCCAAGGGAUGCCUUUCCCUCCUAAGGAUCCAUUGUAUCUUCCUGCUGGUGUACAACCCGACAUUGGUUGA